Phlebotomus papatasi is the source of this 2370-nucleotide messenger RNA. RefSeq names its product gastrula zinc finger protein XlCGF57.1-like. Lineage: Eukaryota; Metazoa; Arthropoda; Insecta; Diptera; Psychodidae. Gene Ontology annotation, cellular component: nucleus. The transcript has a single exon. Gene Ontology annotation, molecular function: zinc ion binding. The record is from RefSeq and is a predicted model, not a curated record. Bases 98 to 1612 code for a protein of 504 amino acids.
UCUAGGAACUGUCACAAAAGUAUAAAAAGUGAUUUAGAGAACAAAAUUAAAUGUUUCAAGUUAAAUAUUUUAAAAAAGUGUGAUAAACAAGAGUGAAAUGGAGUGCAAUUAUGUAUCAGAAAACUGCCGAGCAUGUCAAAUAAAGACAGAGGAAGAGUCUCAAAAGAUAUUCAUCUUUGACACUGAGAAGCUUCCGGACAUCUUCAAGGAAACCACAUCCCUGGACAUUAAUGAAAACGAUGGACUACCCGGAGUAUUAUGUUUCUCCUGCUACGAUCGCCUCCUGGAAGCCUACAACUUCAGGAAAAUGUGUUCCGCUGCUGUUCUGCACUUCCGGAAGAUCAUGUCAAUGGAUAUUCCGGAGGAGAAAUACACCCCACCUGAAACGACUGAUGUUCUGACGGUUUUUACACCAAUGAAUAUAAAGGCAGAUCCAGAUUCAUAUGAUCCUGGCUUUUCUCCGAACAGAGAGGAUUAUCUUUGUGAAAUUCCUAAUAGGCCAUCAAUAGAUGAAAAACCCCUGAUACAUAAAAGAGAUCCUGAUGAUGGUACUUUCUUAAGCUCUCGAAAGCUCAACGCGACGCACAACAAAAUGACAGAUAUGGAUGCUUCCGGCACUAUGAUAUGCUCCAUCUGCGAUUCCAGGUUCCAGAGGAAGUCACUCCUGGAGAUGCACAUUAGGAAGAAACAUCUGGGAUUGAAGCCCUAUGAAUGCAAAAUAUGCGGGAAAGGAUUCAAGACAUCCUCAGGACUCAAGGUCCAUAUCGAAACGGAACGUCCAAAACGAUCUUGUAUGAGAAAUAAUCCAAGCCUUACAUACUACCAAGAGGAUACUGAUAAGUUAAAAAGCCACAUGGAGACUAACAAAAUUCAUCAGGGAGUGAAAGACUAUUACUGUUCCCGGUGCAACAGAUCUUUCGCUACCGUAACAAAUCUGAGGCAUCACAUGAUGCGUCACGAAGGUAUUAAGAAUCAUGAAUGCACAAUUUGUGGAGUCAGGAAAGUAACAAACUAUGAGCUGAGUAUCCAUAUGAAUACUCACACGAAAGAGAAAAUGUGGGAUUGUGAAUUUUGUUCACACAAAUUCAGUAUACGGUUAAAUCUGCAACGGCACUUAAAGACAGUUCAUCAUGGAAUUAGAGACUACCACUGCACUAUCUGCGAGAAAUCCUUUAAAAACAGUAAAAAUUUGAAAUAUCAUCUAAUGCUCCACAGUGGAGAGAAGCCUUAUGCCUGCAGCCAAUGCCCAAAAAGAUUUAUCACAAAAGAUCAAUUGAGCACUCAUAAAAAAGUUCACUCAGGGGAAUACUUCGUCUGUAAACUUUGUCCAUUCAAAACCAUUUAUAGAGCGCAACUGACACGCCAUGUGAAAGUAGUUCAUCAAAAAGUGAAGGACUUCCAUUGUCCGUAUUGUAAGAGAUCCUUUGGAAACUCAAGGACCCUUAAAAAUCAUGUGCUGACGCACACUGGAGAGAAGCCACAUGCCUGCGUGGAAUGUGAAAAGAAAUUUAUUACACCAACAUCCCUUAAAUAUCAUAUGAAGAGUCACGAGAGUAACGAUAAUUCCGGGUCCGGGCCUAAUCUUGACAUCAAGCAGGAGCUCAUUAUAUAAAUUAAAAAAAUCAAAAUAAACUCCAAUACCAAAUCUAAUGCGUUGGAUCGUCAAGUCAAUUCCGUACCCACUCAAGAGGUUGACGAGGCCUCGACCUCGAGGUCUCCUAGGGAGACCUAGCACAAGGUGGCUGAAUUAAAUUCAGAAUAAUUAACAUGUAUGGUAUAUGAAAAUAUACACUGUCAUAUAAGGAAUAAGUAAGUCACAGUGUAGGGCUUUCUAUUAAUGAACAUGCAAAGGAUACAAGGCUUUUACUAUGUAUUGCUUUCGUAAUAUUAACAAGUAAGUUAUUUGAAAGGGUACACCAUCAUGUAAGGCUUAAAUAAAGUAAGGUGUAAAGUAAACCAUUCUUUUAAUCAACACCUAAACUAUCCUAAAGCUUUACCAUAUUUUGCUUUCAUAAAACCUAGAAAUAAAGUAUAUGAACUCAGUGGCGCAAUAGGCAAGACCGUUGGUUCUUGGACGGAUGAGAUCUCUAACUCGACUCUAACCGUUAUGAGUUCGAGUUCCGCCCGGUGCAAAGAUCUGAAUGUUUAGAAAAAGACAUUUUCACUAUGAAAUAACGUAAUAUAAAUGCAUCGCCUCUGCCCAAAAAACUCCGGGAGCAUGGAAGAAGCAUCCACACUGCGGGGAAGGCGCUCCUGGGUGGUCUUCAUAUAGACAUAGCGGAUUUUUUCAACACAGGAUAGAACAACAAUAUAACAUGAUUACAUUGUACAAAUAUCUCGAUACGAUUAAUAAUAAUUAUGAAAGUUUUA